Messenger RNA from Penaeus monodon (black tiger shrimp), 769 nucleotides. RefSeq names its product keratin-associated protein 19-2-like. Bases 296 to 727 code for a protein of 143 amino acids. The transcript is spliced from 2 exons. The record is from RefSeq and is a predicted model, not a curated record. NCBI's taxonomy places the organism in Eukaryota, Metazoa, Arthropoda, Malacostraca, Decapoda, Penaeidae.
UAAUUGCAAUUUCUGUAAUUUUCGUAAUUCGUGCAUAUAUGAUAUACUUCCAUAUAUUCAUACACUCAUGACUAUACAGUAUACCAAAGGGCAAGUCAAAGAGCUUAAAACAUUUUUCCCCUAAAAUAACCAGCAUGGUCCUUAAUUAAGGACGCAUUAUCAUCAAAAUUUCAUCGCUUUUUAGCCUUGGAACUCAAACAGAAAUAACCUAACAGAGGGCGUGGCUUCGUCUCGGCCACUAUAUAAGGAGACAUUGCCGCGUCAUCGGCAGAGCAGUCGGUGAAUCCCUGUGGACAUGAAGACUUUGGCCAUCGCUGUCGCCCUCGUGGCGUUUAUCGCUGUCAGUGUAAGUGGUGAUCCUGAAGCUGAUGCUGAGCCCAGCCGCUAUGGAGGCGGCUUUGGAGGCCAUGGACUCGUGUCCUUCAGGCCCGUGUACAGCAGCUACGGUUACGGACGCUGGAAGAGGAGUGCUGAGGCUGAGCCUGUAGCUGAGGCUGAGGCCGAGGCUGAUCCCUCCCGCUUCGGAUACGGCUAUGGCGGCUAUGGGCAUGUGUCCUUCAGGCCGGUGUACAGCAGCUACGGCUACGGACGCUGGAAGAGGAGUGCUGAGGCUGAGCCCGGAUUCAACUUCGGUCGCAGCUUCGGAGGUCACGGCCGCUUCGGAGGCUACAGGGGCUAUGGAGGCUACGGCGGAAGCUUUGGGGGACAUGGUCGUUUCUACGGUUGAAGGAUUCCUUUUGGUCAAGAUGAAUAAAGCUGAGCAAUUUUA